AUGGACAGUCGUCCCUCGAAAAGACGCCGAUCCGACAAGGAUGGAACUUCUGUAUCAAGGUCUCGCUCUAGAAAAUCCACAGUUGGUAUCAGUGAAUCAACCUCUGAACCCGUCGCCCUGUCCUCUCGUCCAAAACCCGCCGAAUCGUACACAUCAACCCGUGUUCCUUCGUGCUCACCCUCUCCCAUUAAAAAAGCCAAGUCGUCACCGAAGCCAGAUUCAAAGUCCAAGUCCUUGCAUACCUUUUUCCAACCAGCGACAGAAGGACAACGGUGGGCUCCCCCGCCCGAGAAGAAACAAGCCCUCGCAACGGUCACAGAAACAGUGGAUGUCGAUUUAAUCGAAGACGACUAUGAUUCCUACGAUGAGAUAUUUACGCAGCAUCUGGCUAAAGAGCGGACGGGUCCGACCACUAGCGUGAGCUCCAAGACGCGUCCUCCUGCGCCUAAACCUCCACCCAAACCGCGAAGAAAGACACAAGCGAGACGAUUUAUUCUACCCCCGGACGAAACGAAUGGGGAAACAAAGAAACCGGCAAAGUCCCAGCCGGCUGGGGUACCUGACCGGCGACCAUGGGCUCAACGAUUCGCCCCAGCCAAUCUAGGCGAGUUGGCUGUUCAUAAGAAAAAGGUCUCCGAUGUGCAACAUUGGUUGGAAGACGCCUUUUCAGGGAGACGGCCUGAGAGGUUACUCGUCCUGCGCGGUCCGGCGGGCAGUGGGAAAACCACCACUAUAAAUCUUCUUUCCGAAUCACUUGGUUAUGAUAUUAUCGAAUGGAAGAAUCCCCCGGUUUUGGAUUUUGGAUCCCCGGACUAUCAAUCUGUGAGCGCUCACUUUGACGAAUUCCUUGGACGUGGUGAUAAGUUUGGAGGACUUGACCUCGACGGUACCGACAAUUUCGAUGCCCAGCAAGAGAGCUCUCGGGAUCAUCGAAUCCUGCUUGUCGAAGAGUUUCCAACGGUACUUACUCGGGGUUCCUCUCACAUCACGGCUUUUCGAGCGUCUCUUCAGCGCUAUUUGGCUGCCGCGGCGACUGAUCAUGCACUUGGCAAGGCUGGGUUGGCCCAUCCGCCUAUUGUUAUUAUUGUAUCGGAAACGUUGCUGGGGUCUGCAUCCUCAAUCUCGGACAGCCUAACAGUUCAUCGAUUACUUGGGCCAGUCAUCUACAAUCACUCCGGGACGACUAUUCUCGAUUUUAAUGCCAUCGCGCCUACAUUCAUGCAAAAAGCUUUGCGAUCUAUCCUCGAAAGAGAAUCGCACGAUUCCAAACGUGUACAACUUCCCGGCCCAAGUGUCAUCGACAAAAUCUCCGAAAUCGGAGAUAUUCGCAGUGCAAUAUCAUCACUUGAAUUCCUUUGUUUAAAGAGAGACGGCGCCGGUAAAUGGGGUGGUAAUGCAGUCAAAACGAAGAAGGCCAGAGCCGAAGUCGCUUUGACGGCGAUGGAGCAAGAGUCUCUCAAGAUGGUUACGCAGAGAGAGGCCAGUUUGGGUAUGUUCCAUGCCGUUGGAAAGAUAGUAUACAACAAACGGAUGGAUCCCAGUCUCAUCGAGGAUGAUGGCGAGAUUCUUCCGUCGCCGCCAGACUACUUGCGUCGCUACCACCGAGCCAAAGCCUCGCAGGUCUUGGUGAAUGAUCUGGUCGACGAAACCGGAACAGAUAUUCCAACCUUCAUCAGCGCCCUUCAUGAGAACUACCCACCGUCUUGUAAUGGGGACGAUUUUACGGAUUCUUUUAACAACUGCAUCGAGGCACUAUCCGACAGUGAUAUCCUGAGCGCUGACCGCCGACUAGGAGGCGCGCGGGCAGGAGUCGGGACCGGAGCUACUGCGCUCAGUAGCGGUGUCGAUGUACUACGACAGGAGGAAAUGAGCUUCCAGGUUGCGGCGCGAGGCCUUCUUUUUGCGCUCCCAUACCCAGUGAAGAGGAAAGUCGGGCCCGGGGGUGCCCGAAGCCGCGCGGGUGAUGCCCACAAGAUGUUUUACCCAGCAUCUCUCCGUCUAUGGAGAGAGACUGAAGAAAUCGACGGACUGAUUGAUUCUUGGACAAAUCGAUUACUCGACCCCUUCAGCGAGUCUUUGACGGAUUCAAGCUCUGAUCUAACGGGUGUCAAAUCCUGGAAAACCCUCCAGAUAGGAAAGUCGGUGGCAAUCAGUUCAAGUGGUAAAGAAAAGCUCCCAAGUGUGAUCACAAUGAUGCCUCGCCAUGAUCUUCUACUGCAUCAGUUGCCCUACAUGGCCAUCAUCCGGCGCCAUGACCCGGACAGUUGGCAAUUGGACAAGAUCACCAGCAUCCGGGCCAAUGAUAGCCUUCGCGAAGAUGUCAUGGAUGAUGUAGAGGAACCUUCUCGGCAAUGGCGGUUGAAGCAGCCCAGUAGCAAUGCUUUUGGACCUCGGCUUCCCCAGGAAGAAGAGAAGCUGUUCCUCAGUGACGAUGACAUUGUGGAUUAG
Penicillium canescens is the source of this 2448-nucleotide messenger RNA. RefSeq lists its product as uncharacterized. The record is from RefSeq and is a predicted model, not a curated record. Lineage: Eukaryota; Fungi; Ascomycota; Eurotiomycetes; Eurotiales; Aspergillaceae. The coding region runs from base 1 to 2448 and encodes 815 amino acids. Gene Ontology annotation, biological process: mitotic DNA replication checkpoint signaling; DNA repair; DNA damage checkpoint signaling. Gene Ontology annotation, molecular function: chromatin binding. The transcript has 2 exons.